AAUUCUAUAAAAAGCCACGUAAGAUGGCGGACAGAAGACGAACUCGUCGUAAGGGAGAAGAGGUUGCUCAGCCAUCAAAAGAAGAUUAUGCAGUUGCAAAAUUUUUACGUUUCAAUGUACCAGUUCGAGAUGGAAAGUUGGUUGGAAUGCCAGUUAAAUGUUUUAUAGCUUCAAAGGCUAUUGAUGCAUUACUCGAAUCUAAGUGGUCUGCUAAAAAUGCCAAGAAAGACCCAUUAUUUACAACCAGAAAAUCCUGUGAGGUGUUUUGUAACAACUUGUUGUGUAUGGGAUUAUUUCAUCGAGCAGAGAAAGUAGAACGACGAAAAGAUAAAUCGAAAAAGAAAAAGAAAGAAAACGAAGAAGAAAGUUUGGAUGAAUCCAAGAAGUCAAAGAAAGCAAAGAAAGAUACUGUUGAAACAUCUGACAAAGAAAAAAUAGAAGAAGUUGAAAGGAAGGAAGAAGAAAAAAAAGAAGAGAAAAAAGAGGGAAAAAAGGAAGAGAAAAAGGAUGAUGAGAAGAAGAAGAAAGAGAAGAAAGUAAAAUUAAAUAUGCAUGAAGACCAAAAGUUUGUUGAUGCUGAUGAUCAGUUUUAUGUUUGGAUAUAUGAUCCAGUUCCAUUCAAAACAUUUUUGAUUGGAUUGUUAAUGGUUUUAGGGGCUAUAGCUUUAUGCAUGUUUCCACUAUGGCCUGAAUUUGUACGAGUUGGUGUUUAUUAUAUCAGUUUAGCUGCUGCUGGUUUUGUUGGUUUUAUCCUUGGUCUUGCUGUUGUACGACUUGUUCUCUUCUGUAUUAUUUGGGGAUUUACGUUCGGUAAACAUCAUUUCUGGUUUUUACCCAAUUUAACGGAGGAUGUGGGCAUUCUCGAAUCUUUCCAACCAUUAUAUAAACAUGAUGUUUAUACUUCCGAUACUAAAACUGACAAAAAGAAAGAUGAAACGACAGAUAAAGCCAAUAGUAGUACUAAUAAUGAAACGACAGAACCCGAAAAAACAGAAAAAAUAAUAAAAUCAGUCAUCAAAAAUAUAGAAGAGUCAGCUAGUGAACAGGAUGAGUUUGAGAUUGUGGAUAGAACAGAUUUAGAUGACGAAUCACAGCCUAAUGAAACAGAUGAAGCCCUCGAAGAAGAAGAAGAAGAAGAAGUGAUAGACACAGAUGAACAGAAUGAGGAAACAGAUGAUCAAAAUGAUUCAGAAACAAAUAAUGAUAAUAUUACACCAGAAAGUAAAAAGGAUAAAUAGCUUGCACAUGUUAUGUAUAUAUAUAUAUAUAUAUAUAUAAUAAUGUUUAUUGUUAAUGUUAACAGGGAUAUUAUUUCGAAUUUUCUUGUGGAGUUUUCUUGCAUCAGAGGGAAAGGUGUUCAAUCUAGGGAAGACGAUAUUUUUAUGAGAAAAACUGUGGGAAUUAUGAGGAAACCGAAUGCAUUUUUUUGUUAAUCAGUACAUUAAUAUGUAUACAUGUUCAUGACUGUUGUACUGUCAUUCCCCAAAAGUUUACUUUAUUUUAAAUUAAUAUGGAUGAUAUUUAACUUGAGUCAAAUUCUGAGUUGUAAUAGAAGGGUAUUAUCCAAUUGUCAUAUUUUAAGGUGAAGAAGAAAUAUUUUCCAAAAUAAAUUUUUUAUUGUGUGAUAAAUAAAUCUAGUCUAUGUUUCUUCCACAAUAUUAAAGCAAUCUCUAAUCAUUACCAGUCACUUCACUGUUAAAAUAAAAAAUUGCUUUAUUAUUAUUUUAUUUACUAUUUGAACCAUUGGCGUUAAAUAAAUGUAAUAUAUUAACAAAUCUUUUUCUCAUUUACAAAGUAAAAAACCUACUUGUACAUGACCACAUCCUUAUGUUUUCAUUUUAGUACUGAUAAUGGUCAAGUUUAGGAGAAUUUUUUAUAUUUGAAUUAAGUAUGAAGUAUUUUAUAGGGUACAAUAUGCUUGACAAGUUUAUUGGAUAUUUAACUUUCACAUAUUUACUUGUUUAUUAUUAUCACCAUGGUUUUAGGAAAAUUAAGCUCUGACAGUUCACUGAUAACAAUUGAAUAUCCGGGACCUUAUUCAAGAAAAUGUUUUCAGAAUGCAAACUUUUCAUUGGUCAAGAGCUUAGAGCUCAACCAAUGAACUAGUAGUAUUCUUAAAAUAUUUUACUAUACGUUUUUAAGACUAGGGUCCAUGUUCAUAAAUCCCAAGGGACCAGGCGUAAUUAAUAAAUAGGUUGUCGUUUAUGAACUAUUUAAUUUAUGUAAAUAAAAAUAUUAACCACUGCAAGCUUCUCUAGCAUAUCACAGGUUUACAUUAUCUGUUAGAUUUCCAUACAUCAUGGCUUGAGAAUAGUUUUGUUGAAAUUUGUGUCUGAUAAUAAUUAUUUUCAUGCUUUACAAUUAGGAAAAUAUGUAUAAUUGUUAUAAUUUUAAGUCUGAAUUAAAUAAAUUUCAACCUGGUACAAUUGUA
Messenger RNA from Patella vulgata (common limpet), 2431 nucleotides. RefSeq names its product translocation protein SEC62. Gene Ontology annotation, biological process: post-translational protein targeting to membrane, translocation. Lineage: Eukaryota; Metazoa; Mollusca; Gastropoda; Patellidae. The record is from RefSeq and is a predicted model, not a curated record. The coding region runs from base 24 to 1238 and encodes 404 amino acids. The transcript has 9 exons. Gene Ontology annotation, cellular component: endoplasmic reticulum membrane; endoplasmic reticulum.